Juglans microcarpa x Juglans regia is the source of this 1262-nucleotide messenger RNA. RefSeq lists its product as uncharacterized. Gene Ontology annotation, biological process: shoot system development; root development. The record is from RefSeq and is a predicted model, not a curated record. The transcript has a single exon. Lineage: Eukaryota; Viridiplantae; Streptophyta; Magnoliopsida; Fagales; Juglandaceae. Bases 227 to 1111 code for a protein of 294 amino acids.
AAUAAUUAACAAAUCAUUGAAGCCAAUGCUGGCCAAAGCUGUGACAGACGACCGAAUACAAAGGAAAACCCCACUCUGGCACCACAUGUUGAUCACAUUAACUAGAACAGUCAUGUCUCUUUUUCAUCUCUGUGUGCACGUUCCUAUAUAUAGAGAAUCAUAGAAUUGGUAGAAGCAUCUCAAAGUUAAGCGUUCUCUGGGAAAAAGAACAAAAACAAAAGCAGCCAUGGCCGGGAAAUAUCAAGUUCGAUCUAUAAGCUUGCCUUCCAGAUCCCAUCCCAGCACUGUCAGACUCGAAGAAGAGCUGAACAGGCUAAAAAUCCGAGAGGAAACAUCAACAUUAACAUCAGAGUCGAUUUGCAAGGGUCUAGUUGGUGUAGAAGAGUUGUAUAGAUGCGUGGAUGAGCUUCUCAAUAUGGCAUCGACCCAACAAGUCCUUUCCCAACUUCAACAUGAGAAAUACGUCGAGGAGUUGUUGGAUGGAUCUGUAAGGCUUUUGGAUAUCUGCGGCAUUACAAGGGAUGCCAUGUUGCAGAUUAGGGAACAUGUUCAAGUUCUUCAAUCUGCUCUCCGAAGGCGAAAGGGAGAUUCAAGCAUUGAAAGCAGCAUCAACAGCUAUACUUGCUUCAGAAAGAAAAUGAAGAAGGAUGCCAAGAAGUUGAUCGCGGCUUUAAAGCAAAUGGAAAGCAAAUGUGGAGCAUCACCAAUCUUAGAUCUAGACCACCAUCUAUCUGCGGUGAUUCGAGUGCUCAGAGAAGUUUGUUUAAUAAAUGUUUCAAUCUUUCAAUCCCUCUUGAUGUUCUUGACAACUCCAGUGUCAAAGCCAAUUAGUGGGUGGUCACUGGUCUCAAAGCUGAUGCACAAAAGCGUAAUAGCAUGCGAAGAGAAGCAAGAGAAAGUGAAUGAGAUGGAAGUUGUUGAUGCUGCACUAAGCACCCUAUGCAGAUCAUAUGCCUCAAGUAAGGGGGCUGAUUCUGAGAAGGCGCAAAGUGCACCGAAACGGUUGGAGGAUUUGGAGACUAGCAUUGAAGAGUUGGAGAAUGGUUUGGAGUGUGUGUUUAGGCGCUUGAUCAGAACAAGAGCCUCUCUUUUGAACAUAAUCUCUCAAUAGAUCAGAAUAAAACAAAAACAAAAAAAAAAAAAAAAGCCAUUUUUGUCUGAUCUCCAUGAUCCUAUACGACAUCCAAAUUUUAGAGGAUGUACGUGUCAAAGGAUUGAUAUUUUCCUAUUGAUCAACAACUAUGUACAUGGAUUGCUAUAGA